GGUUCUCUUGUAAUUACAAAGCAUGGCAAAUUAUGGACGCUGUUACUACAACUCCCAUGAACCCAGAGAAAGGGGUGAGGUAGGAGAGCCUAUCAGAAGUCACGAAGAAGACUUCGGGGAAGGCCAUGUGAUCAGGACACCCUUCCCCCCCUGCCCGCUGCGUCGUGCUGGGCUGAUGUUUUCAGAACCGUAUUAGGGAUAAAAACUAACUGAAGAGAUCAUGGCUUUGAAAGAAGUUUCUAGCAAUAAAUGUUUUGAGGGUUUUCAGAAGGUGUUUGAACAUGACAGUGCUGUGCUGAAAUGUAAAAUGAAGUUUGGGAUUUAUCUACCCCCAAAGGCAAAAACUGAGAAAUGUCCUGUGCUGUAUUGGCUCUCAGGCUUAACAUGCACAGAACAAAAUUUCAUCACAAAAGCAGCCUUCCAUCAAGCUGCAGCUGAACACGGCCUUGUUGUGGUUGCUCCGGAUACCAGCCCACGUGGAUGCAGUAUUAAAGGCGAAGACGAGAGCUGGGAUUUUGGCACUGGUGCUGGCUUUUAUGUGGAUGCCACUGAAGAACCAUGGAAAACCAAUUAUCGGAUGUAUUCUUACAUAAAGGAUGAGCUGCCUAAUCUGAUAAAUGCCAAUUUUCCGGUUGACUCUGAGAGAAUGUCUAUUUCAGGACAUUCAAUGGGAGGUCAUGGAGCUCUCAUCCUUGCUUUGAAGAACCCUGGAAAAUAUAAAUCCGUUUCAGCGUUUGCUCCAAUCUGCAACCCUGUUCAGUGCCCCUGGGGGAAGAAAGCUUUCAGUGGAUACCUAGGAUCAAAUGUUACUGCAUGGGAGGCAUAUGAUGCCACGCACAUUGCAAAGUCCUACCAAGGUUCCCCUCUGGAUAUUCUAAUUGAUCAAGGCAAAGAUGACCAGUUCCUUUCAGCCGGGCAGUUGCUGCCUGAUAAUUUCAUUGCUGCCUGCACAGAGUGUAAGGUCCCCGUGGUCUUCAGAAUGCAGCAGGGCUAUGAUCACAGUUACUACUUCAUAACAACAUUCAUUAACGACCAUAUCAGACACCAUGCGAAAUACCUCAACGCUUGACUGAAGCCCUGCAGUGAGUGACCUUUGAUCAUACAAGAUAAUGGAAAGUAUCAGUGGAAAUUUUCAGCCAGAAUGAUUUGCAUCAUUCAUGCCCAUUGAAAUGUGAUCCUGAUUUUCUCCCUGGUCUUUGAAUAAAUAUUUUUUUAAAAGUUU
This is a messenger RNA of Heteronotia binoei (common prickly gecko), 1222 nucleotides long. It is a transcript of the gene ESD, whose product is annotated as esterase D. Gene Ontology annotation, cellular component: cytosol. The transcript has 9 exons. Gene Ontology annotation, molecular function: S-formylglutathione hydrolase activity. Gene Ontology annotation, biological process: formaldehyde catabolic process. Bases 221 to 1069 code for a protein of 282 amino acids. Lineage: Eukaryota; Metazoa; Chordata; Lepidosauria; Squamata; Gekkonidae. The record is from RefSeq and is a predicted model, not a curated record.